GAGGGGGUGCCGCCAGCCCUGAGGGAAGCGCUGCAGCAGCCACGCCCGACGCUCCGGGCCGGCGCUUCCAGCGGGGUCCCGCCGGGCCCCGCCGCGUCCCCGCGCCCAGGGCCGUGAGGGGCGGGCAUGGCGGCCGGGGCAAUUCCCCGCGCUGGGUCACAGAAGCCUGGAGCCCGGGGACGGCUCGGCCCCCUUUACAACAGACGGCCGCCUCACACAGCCGGAAGGACAGAGAGCGACAAAAUCAAGCCCUCUCUCCCCCCUCCUCCCUGGGGCCGGCCCGGGCUGCCUGGCCCGCUCUGCCUCCUCCCCCCGCUGCUGCCGACGUGGCGGGGCGGGGAAGGGAAGGAGCCGGGGGCGCGCCGGUCGGGGCACUGCUGAGCGAACUGAAAAUGUCUGAAGACAUAUCUGAUGGCACCCCAUCUGAAGAAAAACCUGAAGUAAUGGAGAUGCCCAGAAAUGAGGUAUUGCCUCAUGAAUCAGCACCACACCUCGUAGAAGCUGAGAUCUUGCCUGAGUCUUCAGAAGAUCAACAUGGACAGGUCACUCAGAAUGUAGGUAAUAGAAAGGAGGGAAUAGUCAUUGAUGAAAGCCCUUUGACUGAAAAACUCGUUGAAAGCCUGCCUUCCAGCCUGCCUUCCAGUGAAGGGACAACUGAAGACAUGCCCACCGAGUGCAUUGAAACUGUAAGCCUUGAUGCAGAACCUGAAUUGGAAGAAACACCACAUGACCAAAGCAAUCCAGCUGCAGACUCCUCAUCUAAAGCAAGUAGAUGGGGAGCUUGGGGUACCUGGGGAAAGUCUCUCCUGUCAUCAGCUUCUGCCACAGUGGGUCAUGGGAUAACAGCAGUAAAGGAAAAAGCAGGAACUACCCUAAGAAUUCACAGUGGAAGUUCAGCAUCUCUGGAAACAGCAGAGCCUCCUGCAGCUGAAACACCAGUUACUCAAGCAGAAGAUUCUCUGGCCCAAAGCUCUUCUGAGAAUAUUCCUUCUUCUCCUUCAUCUGGAUCUCGUGGCAUGCUGUCAGCUAUCACUAGUGCUGUACAAAACACAGGCAAAAGUGUAUUAACUGGAGGCUUAGAUGCUUUGGAAUUUAUUGGGAAGACAACCAUGAAUGUCCUUGCAGAAAGUGAUCCUGGAUUUAAGAGAACCAAAACACUGAUGGCAAGAACAGUCUCACUAUCUCAGUUGUUGCGAGAAGCCAAAGAAAAAGAGAAACAGAGACGGGCCCAGCAAGUUACAGUAGAAAGAACAGCACAUUAUGGACUACUUUUUGAUGAAUUCCAAGGUUUGUCUCAUCUUGAAGCUCUGGAAAUCCUGUCAAAUGAAAGUGAAGCUCAGAUUCAGUCACAUUUAGCAACACUUGAUGGAGAACAGUUGGAGACUGUGAAAAAUGAUUUAAUUGCUAUAAAAGAGAUCUUUGUUCCAAAGGAAUUAGAUGAUGAAGUGGUGCAGGCGCAGAAAGCAGAUACAGGAGAAGAGUUUGUCAGCAUGCUCACAGAACUGCUCUUUGAAUUGCAUGUUGCUGCUACUCCUGACAAGCUAAAUAAGGCUAGGAAAAAAGCUCAUGAAUGGCUGGAAGAAGCUAGUUUGUCCACCCCAGCAGACAUAGAAGAGGAGCUAAAUGAAAAACCUGAAGAACCUGGUGAAGAAAAGACUCAAAAAGACAAUAAGAUUGAGAGUGAUAUAACAGAAGUAGACAAAAGCAAAACUGUGGAGGAAAUCUACAUGCUGUCCAUUGAAAGUCUGGCUGAGGUAACUGCUCGUUGUAUUGAACAGCUUCAUAAAGUAGCAGAAUUAAUUCUACAUGGGCAGGAAGUAGAAAAAACAGCUCAAGAUCAAGCAAAAGUACUGACAAAUUUAACAAGUGCCAUGUGCAAUGAAGUUUCAUCUUUAUCAAAGAAGUUUUCAGAUUCUGUAACAGCAGCUGGGAGCAAUAUGAAGGCAGAGGUUCUUAACCCCAUCAUCAACAGUGUACUAUUAGAGGGCUGCAACAGUACUACUUAUAUUCAGGAUGCUUUCCAGUUACUGCUUCCAGUUCUGCAAAUUUCCCAUAUCCAGACCAGUUGUUCAAAAGCCCAGGAGUUGUCAGCUUGAGAGCAACCACAGACCCAAAGUCCUGAGCUGUGCCAGGAGAAGAGCUGGUACAAGAGAAGUUGGCCACUAGAGUUCUUUGAAGACACUAAAUGCGGUUUUGCACACACAGUACUGAACAUUUUAAAACUCUUUCAGACUUUAAGACUUUAGAAGUAGCUAGUAAAGUGAGUAAUUUCUUUUCCAGUGCAGUUCAUGCUUUGCAUUAAUUUAAACAGAAGUUUAUUGAUAUUAGCAUUGACUUAAAUACGAAUUCUAAAUGUUGACCCUUUCAGUUAUAAACAAUGUAUGAAACAAAUUGGAAUGUAAAGUUUCUUAAAACAUUUAACUUCAAAUUACCAUUUAUACUGUUUGAUUUGUAACUGCAGCUUAAAAACUAUAUUUCAGAAAAUUGUUUCAGUAUUUAAUUUUUGCCAACAUGAACAAAUUGUCAAAGUGUUGAGCUUGUUAAGUAUUAAUUCCAGUAGCAAAUAAUAACAUCAUAUGGAUAUGUAACACUAACAUAACACCUUGUGUUGAAGGAGUUGUACAGCAAUAGGUAAGUGAAAAUUAUGGAGGUUAUGCAUAAAGAAUUAUACUGAAAAUAAAUUUUCUGAGCCAGUUAAGAUUACGGGUAUAGCUCUGUAUUUGCUGACCCAUAAGUUUAUAUUAAUUUAGGUCUAUUUCCUCAUUUCAGUGGUUGAACAACACAGGAGACAAAAGUAAUAUUUUAAAUAUGCAGGGGAUAGGAAAUUUCCCUUUUGGUUGGCAAUCAAAACACCUGCUAAACAGCCUUCUCUAAGAUGUAUUACUGGGUUAACGAUUUGGGGUUUACUGAUGCCUACCUUCAGAAAUAGAAGUUGUAGCAAGAAGUUACGAAAAAAUUGCUUUGUGUGUGGAGGUCAUCUGUCAAAGCAAUCAUCUUUUUUCUGAGGCAAUAGUUAAGGCAUAAGCAAGCAGUAGGAAUGACAUUUCAUAACACUAGCAACCGUGCUAAUUUGUCCAUAUCUGUAGUUUAAAAUACUCAGUUUUGGACCUAAGAACUUGUUUAGGCUAGUUUACCUCUUAGGAAGAACCUUCCAGUAUUUUACAUAGCCUGUUCUCUUGAAUUUUUGACAUUUAUUAUGUUUCUUUCCGUUAUUUUGUAUUUUUUUCUCUUGGUAUACUCAUUAAUUGUAUUUAAAUGCUAAUUUUUGCAGUUAACAUUUUAAUAUGUUUAAGCAUAGUUCAUACAUCAUAAAAAUAAUUAAGUAGAGCGUGAGGCAGUUUCUGUGUUCAGUAGAAAAGAGAAACCAUGUAUCUGCUCUGCACAUGGUAACUUCUUUGAGUCCAAAUAAGUGGACAGAAAGGUCUUUUUGUGUUUUAUAUAUAUAUAUAAAUAAGGUUUAUUACACAAAAUCUAUUUCCUGGCACCCUGUAAUUUAACAGACAUAGAGAUAUCUUUCUGGGUAAGUAGAAGAUGUACAGUCUUCAAAUUCAUUUUUACAGGCUGAAUAUAAUAUCAGAAGCCUCAGGAGAUAAUGUUUGAAAUCACUGAGGAGCAUUCUUAAGACAAAGAUUGCUUAUCUGAGAUACUCCUUACGAGAGGUUUCAUUGUCUUGUUUAAAUUAUGCAUUUAUGAAUAAAAUACCUUAGCCUGAAGUAAAAGAAGCUAUAAAAAGUAACAUGGAGAACUGAAGUAUUUACAUCCAUACAAUGUAGGAGGGGGAACAGGGCAGUAUGCAAGCAUAGGGAUACUCCCAUCUGAUUCAGCCAUCUUCUUCUAGGAAAACUGAAUGUCGGAUCUUUAAAUCAACUUAGGGUAAAUAAUAUUUCAGUAGCAAAGUACUGUAUGGAUGUAGCCAGAAUAUUUUGUUUACAUUGAUUUGUAUUUUCCACCAGUCAAAUAAAUAAUUUGAGAUGCUGAA
Molecule: messenger RNA, 3979 nt
Organism: Passer montanus (Eurasian tree sparrow)
Lineage: Eukaryota; Metazoa; Chordata; Aves; Passeriformes; Passeridae
Gene: FAM114A1
Product: family with sequence similarity 114 member A1
Exons: 14
Coding region: 393-2096 (567 amino acids)
Source: RefSeq, a predicted model, not a curated record